Molecule: messenger RNA, 1665 nt
Organism: Plenodomus lingam JN3
Lineage: Eukaryota; Fungi; Ascomycota; Dothideomycetes; Pleosporales; Leptosphaeriaceae
Source: RefSeq, a predicted model, not a curated record
AUGCCUGGGGGUGCAGUCAUUCCCGUCACUGGCACGGCUGAUGUCAGUCGUGUCGAGGCCCCUGUGACGAUUCGUGCCUACUUGAUUGUCGCCUUUAGCGCAACCGGUGGUCUCUUCUUUGGCUAUGAUACGGGUUGGAUGGGUGGUGUUCUCAACAUGGACUACUUCAUCAAGCAAUACACCGGCCGCGAAUACCCCGAUGUCCUAUUCCCCGGUGUCGACGCCUUGGACCCCCGGGUUGUUGCAUACCGCAAUGAACAAUUCAGUAUUUCCUCCCGUGACCAGUCACUCGUCACCUCUAUCCUGUCCGCUGGUACCUUUUUCGGUGCCAUCAUGGCUGGUGAUCUUGCUGAUUUCAUCGGUCGUCGCUUCACCAUUAUCCUCGGCUGUGCUAUCUUCUGUGUCGGUGCUAUCCUCGAGACUGCUUCUACUGGUCUGGGUGUUAUGGUCGCUGGUCGCUUGAUUGCUGGUUUCGGUGUCGGAUUCAUCUCUGCCAUUGUCCGUGGUGCCAUUGUUGCUGGUUAUCAAUUCUGCAUCACCGUCGGAAUCCUACUUGCCAACUGCGUUGUCUACGCGACUCAGGCACGCCGUGAUUCUGGCUCCUACCGUAUCCCAAUCGCUGUUCAAUUUCUAUGGGCCAUCAUUCUGGCCACUGGCCUGGCUCUCCUCCCCGAGUCUCCCCGUUACUGGGUCAAGAAGGGCAAGCUCGACAAGGCCGCUCACGCUCUCGGUCGCGUACGUGGCCAGCCCACCGACUCUGAGUACAUUCAGGAUGAACUUGCGGAGAUUAUUGCCAACCACGAGUACGAGAUGUCUGUUCUUCCUCAGACCAGUUACCUUGGUUCCUGGGCAUCUUGCUUCAAAGGUAGCAUGAUGAAUCCUGCUUCCAACGCUCGCCGCACAACGCUCGGAAUCUGCAUGCAGAUGAUGCAGCAGUUGACUGGUAUCAACUUCAUCUUCUACUUUGGUCCCGUCUUCUUCACCCAGCUCGGUACCAUCAAAAACCCCUUCCUCAUCGGUCUCGUCACAACCCUUGUUAAUGUGUUAUCCACACCUGCUUCCUUCGUCAUGGUAGAGAAGAUUGGACGUCGACGAAUUCUCAUCUUUGGAGCAGCUGGGAUGGUUGUGAUGCAGUUCAUCGUCGGAGCCAUUGGCGCCACGGCUGGCAAGAGCACGGCUAACCACCCCGCCAACCCGGACGCCACUCGUGCCAUGAUUGCCUUUAUCUGCUUGAACAUUGCCGUUUUCGCCACAACCUGGGGUCCCGCGGCUUGGAUCGUCAUUGGCGAGAUUUUCCCCCUGACCAUUCGUUCACGCGGUGUUGGUCUCUCGACCGCCUCUAACUGGCUAUGGAACUUUGUCAUAGGUUACAUAACUCCCUACCUCGUAGCAGAGCGCCCUGACUCCGCCCGUCUCGGAUCCAAUGUCUUCUUUCUAUGGGGCAGCUUAUGCUUCGUCUCCUUCCUCUUUGCCUACUUCUUCGUCCCGGAGACCAAGGGGCUUACCCUCGAGCAAGUCGACAAAAUGUUGGAGGAGAGCACGCCCCGGACGUCGCGCAAGUGGAAGCCCCACAGCACCUUUGCCUCUGAGAUGCACCUUGGCGAGAAGCAUAUUGAGAUUCCACUAGAGAACGUCUCAGCUACUGCCAAGCACGAUGCUGUUUAG